Molecule: messenger RNA, 1878 nt
Organism: Plenodomus lingam JN3
Lineage: Eukaryota; Fungi; Ascomycota; Dothideomycetes; Pleosporales; Leptosphaeriaceae
Source: RefSeq, a predicted model, not a curated record
AUGGAUGGGUACGGGGGCCCAAUCGUGACGGCACGGACCCAUGUUCCGAAAAAGUUUGUCCUCUGUUUCGACGGUACUGGCAAUAAAUUUUCUGGUACAGAUGCAGACAGCAACAUUCUUAAAAUUUAUCGCAUGCUUGACCGUAAUGGCGACGACCAAUUUCAUUACUACCAGCCUGGUAUCGGCACAUAUGUUACCCGAGCUAAUGGCUCAAUGUCCCGGACGAGCCGACUGGAAAAGUUCCAGUCGUGGUAUGCAAAGGCAAAGGAUAGCGCAGUUGGCACAUCUUUUGAUCAACACGUAAUGGCUGGAUAUCGGUUUCUGAUGCGUUACUACACGCCAGGAGAUGAUAUUUACUUAUUUGGUUUCUCUCGGGGCGCCUACACCGCCCGUUUCCUUGCAGAAAUGCUGGAUCAUGUUGGUCUGUUAUCUGCAGGCAACGAAGAAAUGUGUCAGUUUGCAUGGAAGACAUUCCAGAAAUGGCAGUGUCGACUUCCUGAAGAUAAGGAUACUGACCGCAAGCCUGGAGAGAAAUCAGCCAAAAUGAAACAGCUGGAGUUCAUGUGCGCAUUCCGCGAAACGUUCAGUCGCCCGGUUCGCGCAAUACGUUUCUUAGGUCUCUUUGAUACAGUCAACAGCGUUCCGGCGUUCGAGAAUGCAUGGAUGCAACGCAGUAAAUUCCCUUACACGGCCCGGAGUAGUGCACGAGUGAUUCGACAUGCCGUCGCCAUCGACGAGCGUCGAGCAAAAUUCCGUCAAGACUUGAUCUCGCAAGAGAAACCAGACACAACCACUCUCUACAAGCGUCACCAUAAGCACAAUCAUAUCAGGAACAUACUCCAUAGUAACGAAGGGGUCGAUGGUAUGAGCGGGAAGAAAGAUGAGAUCGAUCAAGGCCAACCUGGGGCUUCCUUACCGCCCAUGCGCUUCAGCAAUUCUCACGAAACAUUUGGAGUCCGCAGCCUCAGUCCUUGCUACGAUCAAUGCGAUGGUGGAAACGACUCCGUUACUCCUUCUAUCCUGUCGCUCAAUGUUGGAGAGACCUGGAAUUCAGAAGAGGAAGAGGGCGAGCAGGACAUACAGGAGGUGUGGUUUCCAGGUUGCCAUGCGGAUAUUGGCGGAGGCUGGCCCCUCGGUGAUGACGAUGCAGCCUUGAGCCAUGUUCCACUUGUGUGGAUGGUCCGGGAAGCGCAAAAAGCUGGUCUUGAAUUUGAUGAAGAGAAGCUUGAAGCUCUGUACUGCUGCCACGAGGACCCGAUCGACGCGGAUGGUAGACGGCAAGCCAACAUACCAAAGUUCAAGAUUGAUCCCGCGCCGAUACAGUCCAGCGUAGCCAACGGCACUGCUAACGGUGCAACAUCAAGUGAAGCCACUGUUAUCGGCUGGACGGAUGAUGACAACAUCCUUAGCCACCAUCGUGAGCAUCCUGAUACGCCUUUCCAUAAACAUUUGCAUAGCGCAGCCACGCGCGGCCGCAUUCAUGAUGUGCUUCAGUUUAACAAUGGCGCUGGUCAUGCAGGUGUUGUCUCGUGGAAUAUUAUGGAGUACCUACCAUUUCGCCGUAUGGAUCUGCAAGAAAACGGUACCUGGAACGCGAUCAGAUGGCCGCUGCCCAAGGGUGAGACACGCGAUAUUCCCGCAACCGCAGUCAUCCACUGCAGUGUGAUUAAGCGUAUGCUUGCAGACCCGACAUACAGACCAGGGAAUUUGAUCGUUGGAGGUGGCGGAAGAGGUGUACGACGUGCGCCAACGGACCUGGGCAUGGGCAAAUGGGCCGUUGCAUGCGAGCAUGGCCAUCACGUUGGCGAGUGCUUUGUACGAAAAGAACCGCCAAAGAGGACGAAGACAAUGGAGAUGGAAAACAAGAAAAGACCCUAG